AUGGCUGCAAGACAAGGGAAUGGAAUCCGCAUCGCAAUCGACCGAGGUGGUACCUUCACCGACUGCGUGGGCAACCCCGGCACGGGGAGGAUGGAGGACGAUAUCAUCAUCAAGCUUCUAUCCGAGGAUCCUUCCAACUAUUCCGAUGCACCGCUCGAAGGCAUUCGCCGCCUGCUCUCGAAGUUCGAGGGCCGGGAAAUACCCCGUGGGGAGCCUAUCGAUACAUCCGGUAUCGAGAGCAUCCGAAUGGGCACCACCGUGGCCACGAAUGCCCUUCUGGAGAGAAAAGGUGAGCGCAUGGCCCUUGUCGUGACAAAGGGUUUCAAGGACUGUCUUCGAAUCGGCAAUCAGUCGCGGCCCAAGAUCUUCGACCUCGCCAUCCGUCGACCGGAUGUUCUCUAUGAGAAGGUGGUCGAGAUCGAUGAAAGAGUUACCCUAGAAGACUACGCAGAGGAUCCCACACGAUACGUCACCUCGACCUCUCCGCGGGAUCAGACUCCCGCCGGGGCCAAGAUCGUGCGGGGAUUGUCCUCAGAGGCUGUUAGAAUUCUACAAACGCCCUCGGAAGACGCAGUGAGAAAUCAGCUGCAAGGCCUUUACGACGAGGGCUUUCGAAGCAUUGCUGUAUGUUUGAUGCACGGAUACACAUUCCCAGAUCACGAGGCCCUUGUUGGGAGAGUUGCCAGGGAUAUUGGUUUCAGUCAUAUCAGUUUGAGUCACGAACUGAUGCCAAUGAUCAAAUUAAUUCCUCGAGCCACGUCUGCUUGUGCUGAUGCUUAUUUAACGCCAACGAUUAAGAAAUAUAUCUCAAGUUUCCAGGCGGGCUUCCAGGGUGGCCUGGGUGUCAAGAGUGUCAAGAACUCCUCCGCGAGCGAUGCAGCCCGCUGUGAGUUUAUGCAAUCGGAUGGUGGACUGGUGGACGUUAGCGAAUUCUCCGGGCUACGUGCCAUCCUAUCAGGCCCGGCCGGCGGAGUAGUGGGAUACGCUCUGACAAGCUAUGACCCAAAAACCAAUAUCCCCGUGAUCGGGUUCGACAUGGGCGGCACAAGUACCGACGUCAGCAGGUAUGGGUCUGGGAGAUAUGAACAUGUCUUUGAAACCACCACUGCCGGCGUGACGAUACAGUCCCCCCAGUUGGACAUCAACACCGUAGCUGCCGGAGGAGGCUCACGUCUAUUUUAUCGCAAUAGACUAUUCAUGGUCGGCCCAGAGUCAGCAGGCGCGCAUCCGGGCCCUGCUUGCUACAGGAAAGGAGGGCCUCUAACGGUCACCGAUGCAAAUCUAUUUCUAGGAAGAUUGUUACCAGAUUUUUUUCCUAAAAUAUUUGGCAAGAGUGAAAAUGAAAGCCUUGAUGAAGACGUGAGCUCACGCCUAUUUGAGGAAAUCACUGCUGAAAUCAACGCAGAACUCCCUGGAGAUAGGAAAAUGACCCCCGAUGAGGUUGCUUAUGGCUUCAUUAAAGUUGCGAAUGAGACGAUGGCCCGACCAAUUCGCUCGCUCACAGAGGCGAAGGGCCACGAUGCUUCCAAGCAUCGCCUUGCGACUUUUGGAGGUGCGGGUGGCCAACAUGCCGUUGCCAUUGCAACUAGUCUUGGUAUAAAGCAGGUCCUGGUGCACCGUUAUUCUUCCGUCCUUUCGGCGUACGGCAUGGCUUUGGCCGAUGUGGUGGAUGAGAGUCAAGUUCCAGAGUCAAAAGUAUGGUCCAACGAUGAGACUGUGCGAAAAGAGCUCAAAGAGAAGAUGGACAAACUGAAAAAGAAGGCAGUCGAGAGACUAAAGGAUCAAGGGUUCAAAGACGAGUCGAUCGUGUUUGAAGAAUACCUAAAUAUGCGAUACAGAGGAACGGAGUCCGCCUUGAUGAUCAUCAAUCCAAGCUCACAGGAUGCAAAAGGAAAUGAUGAUUGGGCCUAUGGGAGCGCAUUCGUUCAACAACAUGAACAAGAAUUCGGAUUUACCCUUCCAGAUCGUGAUAUCAUUGUAGACGAUGUCCGUGUUAGAGCUAUUGGUAGAAGUUUUGAUGACCUUGGAAAGAGUGUGGACGAACAGUUGAAGGAGUUCAGUCCGAACGACGUAGAUUCCUCUAAGAGAUACGGCACCAGACAGGUGUAUUUCGAAGGCGGACGACGUGAUACCCCCAUUUUCAAGCUUGAAACCCUGGAAGUGAAUGAUCGCGUUCACGGACCUGCUAUCCUUGCAGAUGGGACACAAACUUUGGUGAUCACCCCCGGAGCCACUGCUUUGAUUCUCAGGACCCAUGUUGUCAUUAACAUUGGUUCCUCCGAGGAAUCGGACUCCAAACCAAGUGUGAAAGGCGUGGAUCCGAUCCUCUUGAGCGUCUUCUCCCACCGAUUUAUGGCAAUUGCAGAGCAGAUGGGUAGAGCGCUGCAAAAAACAAGCGUCAGCACAAAUGUUAAAGAAAGGUUAGACUAUUCUUGUGCUUUGUUUGAUUCUGAUGGAGGGCUUGUUGCGAAUGCGCCGCAUCUGCCUGUGCAUCUUGGAAGUAUGUCCACUUGUGUUCGGACACAAGCGAAUAUCUGGAAGGGAAAAUUGAAGCCCGGCGAUGUGAUUGUCUCCAAUCACCCUGAAUUCGGAGGGACCCAUCUUCCUGAUAUUACAGUAAUCACACCUGCGUUCAAUGGGGAUGAUAUCAUUUUUUAUGUUGCCUCAAGGGCCCAUCACGCGGAUAUUGGAGGUAUCCUUCCAGGCUCAAUGCCGCCACAUUCCCGGGAGUUAUACCAAGAGGGUGCAGCAAUCAAAUCCGAGAAAUUGGUGUCUGAAGGGAAAUUCAACGAAGAGCGCAUCACAGAACUCCUAUAUCAUGAACCAGCACAAUACCCGGGCUGUAGCGGCACAAGGUGCCUUGCAGACAAUCUGAAUGACCUAAAGGCUCAAGUUGCUGCAAAUCAGAGGGGCAUCGGUCUGAUAUCAGCAUUGAUUGAGGAUUAUGGGGAGGAGGUGGUUCAGUUUUAUAUGAGAAGCAUUCAAAAGAAUGCAGAGCUCAGCGUUCGUAACUUGCUGAAAACGGUCAGCAAGAGAUUUGAAGGAGCUGACCUGACGGCCGUCGACUACAUGGACGAUGGAAGUCCCAUUCAACUCAAGAUCUCUAUUGAUGCCGAAAACGGUCGAGCAACUUUUGAUUUUGAGGGCACCGGUCCAGAAGUCUAUGGGAACAUCAAUGCUCCUGAAGCGGUCACCUACUCCGCUAUUAUAUACUGCCUGAGAUGUCUUAUCUCGGAGGAUAUUCCUCUCAACCAAGGCUGCUUGAAACCGAUCGAGGUCAAGAUACCGAAGAAUUCGUUCCUUUCACCUUCCGAAAAGGCCGCAGUUGUUGGAGGCAACGUAUUAACGAGCCAGCGAGUGACGGACGUUAUUCUGAAAUGUUUCCAGGCCUGCGCCGCAUCACAGGGAGACACAAACAACCUGACGUUCGGCUUCGGAGGCAAUCUCAACGGCGGAACAGCCACCAAGGGAUUCGGUUAUUAUGAAACGAUUGCCGGCGGCAGCGGCGCCGGUCCGGACUGGGAAGGCACAUCGGGCGUGCACACCCACAUGACGAACACUCGCAUCACGGAUGCCGAGGUCUUCGAGCGCCGAUACCCCGUCCUGCUCCGGGAAUUUAGCAUAAGACCGGGGUCCGGGGGGGAAGGCCAGCACCGCGGCGGUGAUGGAGUAAUCCGAGACAUCGAGUUCAGAAUCCCGGUUCAGGUGUCCAUCCUUUCGGAGCGUAGGGUUUAUCAUCCUUAUGGCCUCAACGGAGGUGAGGACGCUCAAUGUGGGCAAAAUAUCUGGGUUCGUAAAGUUCCCAGGAAGGACUGUCCUGAAACUUGGGAAGAAAGACAUGUAAAUUUGGGCGCGAAGAACACUGCACAAAUGAAACCAGGCGAAAGAAUCAUUGUCAACACGCCUGGAGGUGGUGGGUGGGGAACGCCUGGAUCUCAAAAAACGAUCCGGAGGGAACAAGAUCCUCGACAUGCAUGGAAGGGAGGAUCAUGGGCAAGCCGUACUGAAACACAGGAAACCAGCAUGUGAGAGGGUUGCAUGGCACAUUGGGUAGCACCAGAAUAGACGAUAACGGAGCGCUGGAGGUGAAUGAAAAGUGUGUAUUUGAUAUACCAACUUUAGAAGUAACCUGGCCAAUUCCCUGUGAACACCGUGAGAUUGAUAACGUGAA
Messenger RNA from Coccidioides posadasii C735 delta SOWgp, 4171 nucleotides. RefSeq lists its product as uncharacterized. Gene Ontology annotation, biological process: glutathione metabolic process. NCBI's taxonomy places the organism in Eukaryota, Fungi, Ascomycota, Eurotiomycetes, Onygenales, Onygenaceae. Gene Ontology annotation, molecular function: 5-oxoprolinase (ATP-hydrolyzing) activity. Gene Ontology annotation, cellular component: cytosol. The record is from RefSeq and is a predicted model, not a curated record.